AUGCACAAUUUCCGGUUUACAAAAUCAGACUUGGGCUUUAUAAGUGAUUUAGGAUUAAGUCAACCAGCAGAUAAACCUGUUAAAUCAGAUGAGGUUUAUGGAGUACUUCCUUAUAUUGUUCCAGAAGUAUUACGUGGCGAACCUUAUACUAAAGCCGCUGACAUAUAUUCUUUUGGUAUUAUAAUGUGGGAAAUGAAUUCUGGAAUCCCCGCUUUUAAUAAUGUGCCUCAUGAUCUUAAUCUUGCCUUAAAUAUUUGUCAAGGUUUGAGACCAAGGACUGUUAAGUCGCCAGAGAUUUAUUAUGAUGCCGAGGUCCAAAAACAAUAUGAAGACUUGGAGGUGGAAUAUGUAAAAUUAAUGAAAAGGUGUGGGGGUCCUGAUCCUAGUAAAAGGCCAACGGCUGAAGAACUAUAUGAAAAUUUUGAUGGAUGGCACGAUCAAUUAUUAAUUUUUACUAAUAAUGUUAAUAUUAUUAGUAUCGAUGAAAGAAUACCGUCCACAAUUGGUAAAUAUAGAAAAAUCGAUUACUCUGCAAAGUUAAAUGAAAUUUUAAGUCAAAGAGAAUUAAGUUCAAAGACUACUAUUAAUGAUAUUGAAAAUAAUGAGGAAAUAAUAAUAUCAAGUGAAAGUUUAGAAAAUUGUAAAAUUUCUAGUUCAGAAAUAGGUCCCAUACAAAAUCUUGAUAAUAAAGAGAAGGAAUCUAAUGAAUAA
Rhizophagus irregularis DAOM 181602=DAOM 197198 is the source of this 711-nucleotide messenger RNA. The record is from RefSeq and is a predicted model, not a curated record. Lineage: Eukaryota; Fungi; Glomeromycota; Glomeromycetes; Glomerales; Glomeraceae.